Molecule: messenger RNA, 673 nt
Organism: Vespa velutina
Lineage: Eukaryota; Metazoa; Arthropoda; Insecta; Hymenoptera; Vespidae
Product: mitochondrial import inner membrane translocase subunit Tim8 A-like
Exons: 2
Coding region: 250-531 (93 amino acids)
Source: RefSeq, a predicted model, not a curated record
AAGCUUUCUUAUUUUUUUAAUAAAACGGAAAUAAGAAAUAGAAAUAAAAAUAUAGAUAAGUUAAACGCAAUAUACUUUUACGUUUACAUGGUCGAUGCGUUGUAACGUAUGUAUUUUCAUACUUACUGAGCAGCAAGAAAUAUAUAUAGGCGCAGUACGAUUCAUGAGGUAAUGUACAAAUUAAAGAAACAGAGAGAGUAAAGGUCAAAUGUUUUGUAUAUAUUACUAAUAAGUAAAGUAAGCAAAAGUAUGAGUUUAUCCGUAGAUCGAAGUUCGGAAAAUGCGUCAGAUUUGCAACUUGAAGAUUUUAUAGAAAAAGAAAGUCGAAGACAACUAUUUCAGAAUUUAGCGCUUAAUCUGACAGACAUUUGUUGGGAAACCUGCAUUGAUCGUCCUGCACCACGAUUGGAAGCCAAGAUAGAAAAAUGCCUUAUGAACUGUGUUGAACGUUUCAUUGACACAACUAAUUUCAUUACAAAUAGAUGGGAACGUAUUGCAUUAAAUAAAAGUUCUGAUAUUGAUUUGAAAUAGACUAUCUGAUAUUGAUUAGAAUAAAUAAGAAAUUAUACAGCUUACAAAUGAAUAUAAUUACUAUAUUUGUUUGAUUAAUCAAUUAAUCAAGUGUCACAUUUUUAAGAAAGAACUAUAUCAUAAAGAUUAUAAUUAAAAAAAU